Dracunculus medinensis (Guinea worm) is the source of this 411-nucleotide messenger RNA. NCBI's taxonomy places the organism in Eukaryota, Metazoa, Nematoda, Chromadorea, Rhabditida, Dracunculidae. The record is from the annotation of a GenBank genome assembly.
AUGGAUUCUCUCAUGGAGACAACACGCGCAUUAGAAUACAUCGCUGGUGCCCGCAUGGAUUCUCUCAUGGAGACAACACGCACAUUAGAAUAUAUCGCUGGUGCCCGCAUGGAUUCUCUCAUGGAGACAACACGUGCAUUAGAAUAUAUCGCUGGUGCCCGCAUGGAUUCUCUCACGGAGACAACACGCGCAUUAGAAUAUAUCGCUGGUGCCCGCAUGGAUUCUCUCAUGGAGACAACACGUGCAUUAGAAUAUAUCGCUGGUGCCCGCAUGGAUUCUCUCAUGGAGACAACACGCGCAUUAGAAUAUAUCGCUGGUGCCCACAUGGAUUCUCUCAUGGAGACAACACGCGCAUUAGAAUAUAUCGCUGGUGCCCGCAUGAUCAGAAUGAAUUUGGAAAGAUCGAAAUAA